AUGGCGGCCGUCGCCAUGCUGUCCCUGGCCACCGCCGGCAGCGCCCAGCUGCAGCAAGGGUUCUACAAGGGCAAAUGCAACGGCACCGACGUGGAGGCGGUGGUGCGGGGCAUAGUCAAGUCCUGGUUCGCGGAGCUGGAGCGGCGGUGCCCCGGCGUGGUGUCCUGCUCCGACAUCCAGAUCCUCGCCACCCGCGACGCCGUCGCGCUGGGCGGCGGCGCGGCGUACCCCGUGCGCACGGGGCGGCGGGACCGCCGCCGGUCGCUGGCGUACGACGUCAGGCUCCCGGCGCCCGACUACACGGCGGCGCAGACGACGGCGUACUAUGGGCGGCUGGGCCUGAGCGCGUUCGACGCGGUGCUGCUGCUGGGCGCGCACACCGUGGGCGCCACCCGCUGCAGCGCCAUCAAGAGCAGUCGGCUGUACGCGUACGGCGGGCGGCCCGGCGCGACGGACCCGGGGGUGGACCCGGCCACCGCGUCCGUGUACAAGAGGUACGUGUGCCCCAACGUGGCGUCGUCGGACGGCAACGUCGUGUUCCUGGACGACCAGUGGAGCGCGCUGCGGGUGGACAACCACUACUACCGGAACCUGCAGCUCCGCCGCGGCGUGCUCCCCUGCGACCAGAACCUGUACAAGGACGGCUCCACACGCUGGAUCGUGGACCUGCUGGCCAACGACGCCGGCCUCUUCACCUCGCUCUUCCCGCAGGCGCUCGUCAAGCUCAGCGAGGUCAACGUGCUCACCGGCACGCAGGGGGAGAUCCGCAAGGUCUGCAACAGGUUCAACUGA
This is a messenger RNA of Panicum virgatum (switchgrass), 792 nucleotides long. Its product is annotated as peroxidase 57-like. Gene Ontology annotation, molecular function: heme binding; peroxidase activity. The record is from RefSeq and is a predicted model, not a curated record. Bases 1 to 792 code for a protein of 263 amino acids. Gene Ontology annotation, biological process: response to oxidative stress. NCBI's taxonomy places the organism in Eukaryota, Viridiplantae, Streptophyta, Magnoliopsida, Poales, Poaceae. The transcript has 2 exons.